AUGGACAUUCAGCCCAUCAUCCCCGCACCCUUACGACAGGGCGACACCGUGGCCUUCGUCUCGCCUUCUCUGCGCUUGAACAAAGUUUACACCCAAGCAUUGGCCAGAGCGAAACAAUGUCUGGUGAAGCAAGAAUUCAAAGUACUGAUCAUUGAUGGAGGAGAGCCGUCCGGAGAUUUCAAUGAUCAAAUCUCUCAAAGAUGUGAGGAGAUUCAUGAGGCUUUCCGCCGUCCCGAAGUUAAAGCAAUCAUCACGACUGUAGGAGGCUCGAAUGCCCACGAGCUCCUCCCGCACCUUGACUACCAAUUGAUCAAAGAGAACCCCAAGAUUUUCUGCGGCUAUUCAGACACGACAUCACUUCACUAUGGAAUAUUCACUCAGACGGGUCUGCAGACCUUUUACGGGCCAAUGGCCAUAUAUCCGCUGGGAGAACAUCCGGAGCCUCUGCAAUUCACGGUCGACAAUUUCUUGCGUGUCGUCACCGAAUUAGGAAGUCAGCCAUUGGGUGGCGUUCCUUAUUCUCUCGAAUGGUCGCCUGAGUUCAUUAAAUUCUGGGCCAAUCCUGCCCGGCUGCUGCGCCGUCGCCUUCAGCCAAAUCCCGGUUGGCGUUGGCUUCGGACUGGCUCGGCCCAAGGUCGCAUCUUUGGCGGGUGCCUGGAGCCGAUGAUGCAUAUGCCAGGCACAAAGUUCUGGCCCGAUUUCACUGAUCGAAUUCUCCUUCUUGAGACAUCCGUAGGCGAAAGUCCUGAACAAGGCAUUCCCCUGGAAGUCGUGGCGGCUCAACUCGCAACAUUACGCAACCUUGGUGUAUUCUGGCGCAUCACAGGCCUUGUGAUGGGUCGACCAUACGGCUACAGUGAUGCACAAAAGAAGAGACUUGACCAGGUCAUCCUUGACCAUACAAGGGACUUGGCGUUCCCUAUUCUAGUCGACGUUGACAUCGGACACACAGAUCCUCUUUUGACAAUUCCUCUGAAUACCAUGGUUUCACUUGAUUCAGUAGAUAACUCAUUCAGCCUCUUAGAAGCAAGCGUCCAGCCACCGGAAUAG
Messenger RNA from Dissoconium aciculare CBS 342.82, 1050 nucleotides. RefSeq names its product peptidase S66, LD-carboxypeptidase A. Lineage: Eukaryota; Fungi; Ascomycota; Dothideomycetes; Mycosphaerellales; Dissoconiaceae. Bases 1 to 1050 code for a protein of 349 amino acids. The transcript has a single exon. The record is from RefSeq and is a predicted model, not a curated record.